AUGAACGAGGCUACCAAUUACAUAAGAGACCUAAAGAAGAAAAUUCAAGAGCUUAGUGACAUGAGAGAUAGGCUCAGAAAGAUGCCCAAUUCAGGCUCUCCAGACAUUGUCGUCUCCGACAAUUGUACCGCGGUGGACACUGUUACAGUCCAGCCAUGUUGUGGUGGAGUACUAGUAGAGGUUGUUAUCAGCAGUGGGUUGAGGAAUGAGGAGAUUCCAUUGUCUAGGGUGCUUAGAUUGCUGGUCGACCAUGGGUUUAGUAUAGUUAGCUGUGCCUCUAAUACUGUGAAUGAGAGGUCACUUCAUACCAUCCAAUCUGAGGUCAGCGAUCUGGGAAUGGUGGAUCUAUCGGAACUGCAACAAAAGCUGGCUGAUUUUAUUGCAUCCUCCUCAAGUUAG
Molecule: messenger RNA, 399 nt
Organism: Macadamia integrifolia
Lineage: Eukaryota; Viridiplantae; Streptophyta; Magnoliopsida; Proteales; Proteaceae
Product: transcription factor bHLH126-like
Exons: 2
Coding region: 1-399 (132 amino acids)
Biological process (GO): regulation of transcription by RNA polymerase II
Cellular component (GO): RNA polymerase II transcription regulator complex
Molecular function (GO): RNA polymerase II transcription regulatory region sequence-specific DNA binding; DNA-binding transcription factor activity, RNA polymerase II-specific
Source: RefSeq, a predicted model, not a curated record